This is a messenger RNA of Papilio machaon (common yellow swallowtail), 3936 nucleotides long. RefSeq names its product pyruvate carboxylase, mitochondrial (gene PCB). The record is from RefSeq and is a predicted model, not a curated record. Gene Ontology annotation, biological process: pyruvate metabolic process; gluconeogenesis. The transcript has 25 exons. The coding region runs from base 251 to 3847 and encodes 1198 amino acids. Gene Ontology annotation, cellular component: cytoplasm. Gene Ontology annotation, molecular function: metal ion binding; pyruvate carboxylase activity; ATP binding. Lineage: Eukaryota; Metazoa; Arthropoda; Insecta; Lepidoptera; Papilionidae.
AUAUCAUCCAAGUUCUCCAGGAAAAGUGAACGUGUGUGUAAAGUUUUAGUUAUAGGUAGUUUUCUUUGCAAUAGUUUUUACUAAAUAAAAGGCACAACUCGAGCUAAGCGAUACGAAAUCAACAUACGAUAUAAUCUAGUCAUAUUUUUUUUAAUUCAAAAUGAAAUAAAUCAAGAAAUAUUUUUUUUAAUCUGUGAGAAUUAAGCCUGUACUUAUUUUUUAAUAGUUUUAACGUAGUUCCUAAAAAAAUAUGCAAAUACUAAACGCAAGAUAUGCCCUAAGGGCGUCAGCGACUCAGCUACAAGCAUGGUCUUCACUUCGGUACCGAACCGCUACUACUGAUAAAACAGUAGAAUACAAGCCUAUAAGAAGUGUGUUGGUGGCGAAUCGCGGUGAGAUUGCGAUCCGCGUGUUCCGAGCAUGUACGGAGCUAGGCAUUCGUUCUGUCGCUAUAUACAGCGAGCAGGAUCGAUUGCAGAUGCACAGACAAAAAGCUGACGAGUCAUACGUUGUCGGCAAAGGUCUCCCACCUGUCGAGGCUUAUCUGAACAUUCCGGAGAUCAUCCGGGUGGCCAAGGAAAAUGACGUCGACGCGGUACAUCCUGGAUACGGUCUACUCUCAGAAAGGUCAGAUUUCGCUCAUGCCAUCAUCGACUCGGGGCUACGAUUUAUCGGACCCUCCCCGAAGGUGGUACAACAAAUGGGUGACAAAGUCGCCGCGAGGAAAGCCGCUAUCGAAGCUAAGGUUCCUAUCGUCCCCGGUACUGACGGUCCAGUAACAACAAAGGAAGAAGCCGUAGAAUUCUGCAAGCAACAUGGUCUGCCAGUUAUUUUCAAGGCCGCAUACGGCGGCGGGGGUCGUGGUAUGCGUGUAGUGCGCGAGAUGAGCGAAGUCGCGUCCGCGUUCGAGCGCGCGUCUUCAGAGGCGUUGGGCGCGUUCGGGAAUGGAUCUAUGUUCAUAGAGAGAUUCAUUGAAAGGCCGAGGCAUAUUGAAGUGCAGUUAUUAGGUGACAAAGCUGGUAAUGUAGUCCACCUGUACGAGAGAGACUGUUCAGUACAGAGACGUCACCAAAAAGUCGUAGAAAUUGCACCCGCGCCCAGACUUGAUCCUCAAGUUCGUCAGCAAAUGGUGGAUUGUGCGGUACAUUUGGCGAAACACGUGGGUUAUGAGAAUGCGGGAACUGUAGAAUUUCUACUCGAUGAUAAAGGAAACUUCUAUUUCAUAGAAGUCAAUGCUAGAUUACAAGUAGAACACACGAUAACAGAAGAAGUGACAGGCAUAGAUCUGGUUCAGUCUCAGAUCCGAGUGGCAGAAGGUAUGACUCUACCUGAGCUAGGACUCACUCAGGACAAGAUCAGGACACAAGGGUAUGCGAUACAGUGCAGGGUCACCACCGAGGAUCCGGCUAAUAACUUCCAACCAAGUACUGGAAGGAUUGAAGUCUUCAGGUCUGGUGAAGGUAUGGGUAUUCGGCUAGACUCUGCUUCCACAUACGCGGGUGCCAUCAUCUCACCUUAUUAUGACUCCCUGCUUGUUAAGGUGAUCUCACACGCACAAGACUUGUCAUCAUCAGCGGCUAAGAUGAACCGCGCUUUACGCGAGUUCCGUAUCCGAGGUGUCAAGACUAACAUCCCCUUCCUCCUCAACGUGUUAGAAAAUCAGAAAUUCUUAAAUGGCGCUGUGGACACAUACUUCAUUGAUGAAAACCCACAGCUGUUCAUGUUCAAAGUAUCGCAGAAUAGAGCACAGAAGAUCCUCAACUACCUCGGCUACGUGCUGGUCAACGGGCCUGCCACACCUCUCGCCACCAACAUACCACCCUCCGAUGUCAAGCCGUAUAUACCGCCUAUACCUCUCGACCUUUCCCCUGAGGCCAUAAAAAGACAGGAAUUGACUGGUGAGAACACAGCCGUUCAACCUCCAAAAGGCUUCAAGCAGAUACUAAACGAAGGUGGCCCUGAGGCAUUCGCGCGCGCGGUGCGAGAACAUAAAGGUCUACUGCUCAUGGAUACCACGUUCAGGGACGCUCACCAGUCAUUGCUGGCCACUCGUGUGAGGACACACGAUCUGCUCGCAGUAUCGCCAUACGUCGCCCACAACUUUAGUAAUUUGUACGCGCUGGAAAACUGGGGAGGAGCUACCUUUGAUGUCGCGUUAAGAUUCCUUCACGAAUGUCCAUGGGAGCGACUGGAAGAUAUGCGGCGGCUGAUCCCCAACAUUCCUUUCCAGAUGUUACUGCGAGGCGCCAACGCCGUCGGAUACACCAACUAUCCCGACAACGCUGUCUACAAGUUCUGUGAUAUGGCUGUAAAAUCCGGUAUGGAUAUCUUCCGGGUGUUUGAUUCCCUCAACUAUCUUCCAAACUUAAUUCUCGGUAUGGACGCGGCGGGCAAAGCCGGGGGCGUCGUCGAAGCUGCCAUUUCCUAUACCGGAGAUGUUUCAGAUCCUAACAAAAAGAAAUACGAUCUCAAAUAUUAUUUGAAUUUAGCUGAUGAAUUAGUGAAAGCGGGAACUCAUGUGUUAGCAAUUAAAGAUAUGGCUGGUCUUUUGAAACCACGUGCUGCUGAAUUAUUAAUAACAGCAAUCCGGGACAAGCACCCGUCUAUCCCAAUCCAUGUACACACACACGACACGUCAGGUGCGGGCGUGGCGGCCAUGUUGGCGUGCGCACGCGCAGGCGCUGAUGCUGUAGAUGUCGCUGUUGAUGCCAUGUCAGGACUGACCAGUCAGCCCAGUAUGGGUGCCAUGGUGGCAUCUCUACAGGGAGAUAAACUUGAUACUGGAAUACCUCUACAAAAUGUAUCAGAGUACUCAGCGUAUUGGGAACAAGCGCGUACAUUGUAUGGACCGUUCGAAUGCACGGCCACUAUGAAGUCGGGUAACGCUGAUGUGUACAUCAACGAGAUCCCCGGAGGACAGUACACCAAUCUGCAGUUCCAGGCAUUCUCACUUGGACUGGGCAGCCAGUUUGAACAAGUUAAAAAGGCAUACAGGGAAGCGAAUCUGUUACUAGGAGAUAUAAUCAAGGUGACACCCUCAUCUAAAGUGGUGGGAGACUUGGCUCAGUUCAUGGUACAGAACAAACUGUCUGCUAAGGAAAUAGAGGACAAGGCAGAGGAACUCUCCUUCCCUAAAUCUGUGGUGGAGUACCUGCAGGGAGCUAUUGGUAUACCUUACGGAGGAUUCCCUGAACCGUUAAGGUCUAAAGUACUAAAGGACAUGCCGCGAAUAGAAGGACGUCCAGGACAAGAACUACCACCAUUGGACUUCGACAAACUCAAGGCUGAAUUAUUGGAAUCAUUCCCAGAUGUAACAGACAAGGAUGUUAUGUCAGCAGCGAUGUACCCGCAAGUGGCUAACGAUUUCUUCCGCAUUCGUGAGAAAUACGGACCCGUCAAGCACUUGGACACCAAGACAUUCCUCGUUGGACCCACGGUUGGUGAGACAAUAGAGGUAAAGAUCGAACGUGGUAAGACUUUGGACAUCAAAACUCUGGCUGUAUCUGAUGAGAUGACGUCGGCUGGAGAACGAGAGGUCUUCUUCGAGCUCAACGGACAGCUGCGCUCUGUCUUCAUACGAGAUGAGAAUGCUAGCAAGGAAAUGAAAAUCCAUCCUAAAGCGGUGAAAGGUGACAAGGAUCAAGUCGGAGCACCAAUGCCUGGCACAGUUCUCACAAUCAAAGUAAAGGAAGGAGAUAAAGUGGAGAAAGGACAACCUAUAGCUGUUCUCUCCGCUAUGAAGAUGGAAAUGAUCGUCCAAGCUCCCAGAGCUGGUACCAUCAAAACUGUAUCCAUUACCAAUGGACAGAAGUUAGAGGGAGAUGAUCUGAUCUGCACCAUUGAAUAGAAUCUUAUUUGUAAUAUAGUCGAGGACAUUUAUUUCCUACCCAUUUCAAUGAAACAUUUUACUAAAAGUGCAAUAGUUAAAAACUUACA